CCCGCAGCCAGUGACGAUAUAAAAUGCUGUUCUGUAUGAGUCUGUGUGUUGUAGGACGGAAGUACACAAUCUUGUGGUAAAUUGGAAGUAACAGAAAGAGGUAGUUGAGUAAAGAAUUGUGGUUAAUAAGUAACAGGACACAACGGUCGCCCCCAUGAUGCAAAGCCUGCUGGGAAAGUCCCUUGGCAAGCAGAGGGGUGUGUGAGUAUGUGUGCAGAGAGAUAUCGCUGAAAUAAAAAACAGGAAGACAAGAGGAGGGCUGGUUUACACGCAAUUUUUGAGUCUCCAGCUGUCAAUCAAGUUCUUCUUCUGAAGCCAAAGCUCUCCCUCUCAUGGGGAAGGUGAAAGGCAAGUCCGGGCCCUUGGCUCGGAGACCCGACAACUCUGCUUUCAAACAGCAGCGGUUACCUGCCUGGUCUCCAAUGCUAACUGCUAACACCGUGCUGCCGUUUUUCUACUUUAUGGCUUUGAUUUGUCUGCUGUUGGGAGUAUGGCUGCUUCUCACUGUGCAGAACACCCAGGAAAUGAAGCUGGACUACACAGAGGCCGAAACCUGCAAUGAGUGUUUUGAAAUGCGUAAAAAUGUGAGCAACGCAAACAAGACCUGCAUCUGCACAGUGAAUUUUAGGAUUGACAAACCAUUUAAGGGAGAUGUCUUUUUCUAUUACGGACUCCGUAACUUUCAUCAGAACCUUCGCAGAUACAUGGACUCCAGAGAUGAUGGGCAGACGGUUGGAAGGAAGAAAAAUUUAAAGGACCCAAGUUCAUAUUGUGAGCCAUUUUUGAAAGAUCCCAGCGGACGCCCGAUUGCUCCCUGUGGCGCUGUGGCCAACAGCAUCUUCAACGACUCCUUCACCCUGUGGUAUCAUCAUCCCAACGGCAAAGAUGAGGUUCCUUUGAUGCGGGAAGGCCUCACGUGGUACACGGACAAAUACAUCAAGUUCCGCAACCCAAAGACUGACAACUUGACUCUAGCCGAAGUGUUUGAAGGAACGGCGCCACCUCCAUACUGGCAGAAGCCCGUGUACGAGCUCGAUCCUUCGAAUCCCAUGAACAACGGUUUUAUCAAUGACGAUUUCAUUGUAUGGAUGAGGGAGGCAGCUUUCCCCAACUUCAAGAAACUUUAUGGAAUCUUAUUCCGAAACGACAACCCUUUCACGAAGGGGCUUCCAGCAGGCAAUUACAGCAUCGAUAUAUCCUACAACUUUCCCGUGCAGUAUUUUCGAGGCAGAAAGGAAGUGGUGCUGACAACGGUGACCUGGUUUGGAGGUCAGAACUAUUUCCUGCCUAUUGCUUACCUCGUAACCAGCGGCCUGAUCCUCCUGACAGCUGUCGUCCUCACGGUGGUCUGGUGGAAGUUUGGAAAAGAUGGGAAGAACAUGAAGAAGUGAAGAGGAAGAGGUGCUUCAGGAAACUAAUGAGAGGAAUGCUGGGAAAAACUUACAAGCAGAUUAAAAGAGAUUAUUGCUGGGUUGAUUUGAAGUUUUGUUUUUUGUUUUUUUAAAGAGACAACAAAAGCUAAAUGCUAAUCAUGUGUGAGUAAAUGAUGGAUGGGGGAAAUGGUUUAAAUAGGAAUGUUGUGUUCGAUUUCACGGCAGCACGUGAAGGAAAACUGCUUUCUUUUUCAGAUCCAUGUGUGUGACGGGUUUAUCGUGGUGCUGCUGUGUUUACACAUCUGAGCUCUGUUUACUUGAUUUUUACUUGCUGAAGUUUGCUUUUAUAAUACACACCAUUUCUCAUGUACUGUUAAUAUGUACAAAUAUUUAUUAGAAUUCUUACAUUAACAAAAGCACAGAUCCAACUUUUUUUUAUUUUCCUAAUGCAAAGUGUAUUCUUGCAUCCUUGUGUGCGAAAACUGUCAAAGUGCCACAUCUUAAAAUUGAAUAAAGGAUUGUAAUUAAAA
Pelmatolapia mariae (spotted tilapia) is the source of this 1903-nucleotide messenger RNA. RefSeq names its product transmembrane protein 30C (gene cdc50c). Lineage: Eukaryota; Metazoa; Chordata; Actinopteri; Cichliformes; Cichlidae. Gene Ontology annotation, cellular component: endoplasmic reticulum; Golgi apparatus; plasma membrane. The record is from RefSeq and is a predicted model, not a curated record. The transcript has 7 exons. The coding region runs from base 333 to 1391 and encodes 352 amino acids.